UUCGCGUCGGUUCCGCCCACCCCUCCUGGUUGUCAUAGUGAGGCGUUGUCCACUAAGGCUGGGAUCCCAGCUGCUGGAGGCUAGAAGCGGGAGUCAUGGAGUACACAGGGAGCAAAUAUAUCGGGGAAUAUGUAGAUGGGAGGAUGGAGGGCAAAGCUGAAUACAUCCUCCCAACAGAAACAAGAUAUGUUGGGGAAAUGAAGGACGGCAUGUUUCACGGUGAAGGAACCCUGUACUUCCCCAGCGGGAGCCGAUAUGACGCUGUCUGGGAAAAGGGAUUGGCCAUCAAGGGCACAUACACCUUUGCAGAUGGGCUGCAGUAUGAUGCUAAGAACUGGCACUACUGCGAUGGCUAUGACCGGAGGUUUUACACGGAGAUCUGCUUUGGCUUGAAGCCUUCAGGUAUCUCUCAACUCACCAACAUGGAUCCACCAAGAACAAUUCCCCCAGCCUCCUAUGACUGUGGAGAUGGCUUCUACGAUCCCAACACUCGGAUAAUUAAGGACUAUAGGAACCGCUUUCUGAGAAACGCAGGCAGGACUGUGAAGACACACUGCAGAAGGAAAACUGAUUCUUGGGACUGCUCCACUCCACACACUUCACCAGCUCUGUGCCAGCUGGAACAGAAUACCAUUCAUCUUCUUUUUCUUUUAUUUUAAUGGCUACAGCUUUUCUAGUGCCUUCUCCCAAGAGACCAACUGCAGGAUGAACAGGGCAGUUUGCCACUUCUCAGGGUUGGAGACAAUAUAGGCACUGCAAAGUCCCACAAACUUGCACUCUAAUAAUUCUCAAGACCUCUGGAGUAAGGAGAUGCCAGUGCUAUAAGAACUCAAGAGAAACUACCCAUUUCUCAAGCAUUUAGAAUAAACAAAUUCAAACUCUC
Molecule: messenger RNA, 883 nt
Organism: Ictidomys tridecemlineatus (thirteen-lined ground squirrel)
Lineage: Eukaryota; Metazoa; Chordata; Mammalia; Rodentia; Sciuridae
Source: RefSeq, a predicted model, not a curated record